CGCUCCUUGACUUCAGUGAGGUAGAGAGGUGCGACGCAGCGUGUGACUAAUUCAAGUCAAACUAGUCACUUUUGGAAACGACAAACGCUUAAAUGCUAGUGACAUGUAAAGACAACACUGAAAUGCUGCGAUAUUUUUUUAUUUUCUAAUUACGAGUCAAUUCUAUUCCCCCCCCCCCGCUUUUUUUUUUUUAAAGAAGAAGUUACCGUCCGGGAGCUCUCAACUUUUGCUGCUCUUAUGUGGAUUUUACAGCAAACAUGGAGCAAAUACCCGGUUUCUCCUCCGGAAAGUCACUAGUCCUCAUCCUGGGCUUCGUUCAUCUCUCUCUGGCUCUCCAGUGUGUGGAUGAUAAAGCACCAUGUGUUAACAACGCUACCUGUCUGACCUUUAGCAACGGCACCGGAUACUGCAGAUGUGCACCAGGCUUCCUGGGUGAAUAUUGCCAACAUAAGGAGCCCUGCCAUCCCGGCUUCUGCCUGAAUGGUGGGAAUUGCUCCGUGUCCAUGCUAGCUGGCAUACCUGUACCCGGCAGCGCCACCUGCAUGUGCCCGCUUGGCUUCAUCGGGCAGCAUUGCCACAUUCCUCAGAACUCCACGUGCUACCCCAACAACCCUUGUGCCAACAAGGGCGUCUGCCACUUACUGCCCCUCGACAAAUACACUUGCAACUGUGCCAGAGGAUGGACAGGACCACGCUGUGAGCACGAGGACAGCUGCCUCUCGAGUCCUUGUGGCAACGGUGGAUCGUGCCGCUCUUUGCCAGGCGGUACCUACAAGUGUUACUGCCCUCCUGGUUACACAGGUUUCCGCUGCUUUAAUGACACAAACGAAUGCGGUGCCACACCCUCAAUAUGUCAGAAUGAAGGAGUUUGUGUCAACACCCCUGGCUCCUACAAGUGUACAUGCAGCCCUGGCUUCACUGGCCGACACUGCGAGAGCUCCUACAUCCCCUGCUCUCCUUCACCGUGUCUGAAUGGAGGCACCUGCCACCAGAGCUCUGAAACCAGCUACUCCUGCCACUGCCUUCCAGGAUUCAAUGGGACCAAUUGUGAGAACAACAUUGAUGACUGCCCCGGUCAUCAGUGUGAAAAUGGUGGAACUUGUAUGGAUGGAGUCAACACCUACAACUGUCAGUGCACUCCUGAGUGGACGGGUCAGCACUGCACAGAAGAUGUGGACGAAUGUCGCCUGCAACCCAACACUUGCCAGAACGGUGGUACCUGCAGCAACCUCCCUGGUGGCUACGUGUGUGUGUGCGUCAACGGCUGGAGCGGACCGGACUGCUCAGAAAAUAUUGACGACUGCGCGACGGCGGCCUGCACCCAAGGCUCCACGUGCAUUGAUCGUGUUGCCUCUUUUAUUUGCCUUUGCCCCGAAGGAAAAACAGGUUUACUUUGCCAUAUAGACGACGCCUGUAUCAGCAGCCCGUGUAGGGAGGGCUCCCAAUGUGACACCAACCCCAUCAGUGGCAUGUUUAACUGUAACUGUCCGCCAGGGUAUGUCGGCAGCACCUGCAACGUGGAUAGAGACGAGUGUAGCAUCGGAAGCAACCCCUGCGAGCAUGGUGGUCAGUGUGUCAACACCGACGGCUCCUUUACCUGUAACUGUGUGAGGGGUUAUGCCGGGCCCCGCUGUGAACAGGACGUCAACGAGUGCGCAUCCAACCCUUGCCAGAACGACGGCACUUGUCUGGACCGCAUCGGAGAAUACUCUUGCAUCUGCAUGCCUGGAUUUGAGGGCACUCACUGUGAGACGGAGGUGAAUGAGUGUCUCAGCUCUCCUUGUUUGAACCAGGGGAAAUGUCUGGACCAAGUCAGCCGCUUUGUUUGCGAGUGUCCAGCAGGCUUCAGCGGUGAAACGUGCCAAAUAGAUAUUGAUGAGUGUUCCAGCACGCCCUGUUUAAAUGGAGCCAAGUGCAUCGACCGCCCAAACGGAUAUGACUGUGAAUGUGCUGAAGGCUUCACAGGUUUACUAUGCGAUGAAAAUAUCAACGACUGCCAGCCGGAGCCGUGCCACCACGGCGAGUGUAAGGACGGCAUCACCACCUUCUUCUGUGAGUGCCAGCCGGGAUACAUGGGCUCCAUCUGUAACAUCCAAAUCCAGGAGUGCCACAGCAACCCUUGUCAGAACCGAGGACGCUGCAUUGACCUUGUCAAUGCCUACCAGUGUCAUUGUCCCCCUGGAACUGCAGGUGUGAAUUGUGAGAUCAAUGAAGAUGAUUGUGCCAGCAGCCCGUGCGAGGGCGGAGAGUGCCAGGAUGGCAUAAAUGAGUACAAGUGUGUGUGCGCUCCAGGAUACACAGGAGUCAAGUGUGACGUGAAUAUCAACGAGUGUAACUCCAAUCCGUGCAUGAGUGGGGGCACCUGUAUGGAUGAGAUUAAUGGGUUCCACUGCCUGUGCCCCCCAAGCACCCACGGCCCCCUGUGUCUCACAGGGAUUGACCACUGUGAGCGUCAGCCUUGUGUGCAUGGGCAAUGUAUUGAACAGCAACACGGCUACCACUGCGAGUGUGAAGCCGGUUGGAUAGGACAACACUGCGAGCAGGAAAGGGACGAAUGCCAGCCUAAUCCGUGCCAAAAUGGUGGCUCAUGCUUGGACCGACAUAACGGCUACACCUGCGUGUGCCAACCUGGUUUCAGAGGUUUGAACUGUGAGAAGAACAUAGACGAAUGCGCGUCCAAUCCCUGUUACAACCAAGGCAUUUGUAUCGACCGAGUCAAUGGUUACACUUGUCAGUGUAGUCCACCAUUCAUAGGUAAAAAUUGCAAAGACGAGCUUGUUCCUUGUGCCUCUCAUCCGUGCGAGAGGGGAGGUGUGUGUCGUCCGACUGCAGACUAUACCUCCUACACCUGUCGAUGUCCUGCUGGAUGGCAAGGGCCACGCUGCUCUGAGGAUGUAAAUGAAUGCAAAAAGAAUCCUUGCAGGAACGGCGGUCGCUGUGUGAACAACCCGGGCAGCUACAUGUGUAAAUGUGAGCCUGGAUACAGUGGACAAAACUGUCAGACAGAUGUGGACGAUUGUUCACCCAACCCAUGCUUAAAUGGAGGCUCCUGUGUGGAUGAUGUCGGAGGUUUCGCCUGCGAGUGCCAUCCGGGUUUCGAAGGGGGCCGUUGCGAAAGGGAGAUCAACGAGUGUGCUAGCCAGCCUUGUUGGAACGGAGCCAGCUGCCGGGAUCACGUCAACAGCUUUGUUUGCGAGUGUCGGCCGGGCUUCGACGGAAUCCUGUGCGAACACAACAUCCAGGAAUGCACUGAAAGUUCCUGCCUGAAUAACGGGUCAUGUAUCGAUGACAUCAACACCUUCACAUGCCGAUGCCGCCCGGGCUUCCACGGCACAUUCUGCGAGUUCGAGAAGAACGAAUGCAACUCCCAACCUUGUAAGAAUGGCGGCAUUUGCACCGACGGCCUGGGGACCUACCGCUGCACCUGCCCUGCGGGCUACAGUGGAUACAACUGCCAGAAUUUUGUCAACUUGUGCAGUCGAGUGCGCUGUCACAACGGUGGCUCCUGCUCUCAGUCGGCGACCUCCUGGACCUGCCAUUGUCAGAUGGGAUGGACAGGGCGUUACUGUGACGUGCCCAAUAUGUCUUGCCAGGACUUUGCUGCCAGAAACAGUCUGGAUGUGGAGAAUGUUUGUAAGAAUGCAGGGCGGUGUGUGAAUGUGGGGUACUCCCACCAGUGUCAGUGCCAGCCAGGAUACACAGGCAGCUACUGUGAAGAUAUGGUUGAUGAAUGCCAGUCCAACCCUUGCCGCAAUGGAGCGACGUGCAAGGACUAUCAGAGCACGUAUGAAUGUGUCUGUAAGCCAGGCUACCAGGGGGUGAACUGUCAGUAUGAUGUUGACGAAUGCCACUCGAGGCCCUGUAUGCAUGGAGGAACGUGCAUCAACCUCAUCAACCACUUCACCUGUGCCUGCCCACCUGGAACACAUGGGCUGCAGUGUGAAGUGAACCUGGACGACUGUGCACCCAAGCCUGGCUCCUGGGAGCCCCUUUGUAGGAAUGGGGGACAGUGUGUCGACGGCAUAGGACGCUACGCUUGCUCUUGCCCUCCAGGUUUUGUGGGGGAGCACUGCGAGGGAGAUCUGAACGAGUGCCUGUCUGGGCCUUGCCACGCCCCGGGAAGCCUUGACUGCGUACAACUUAUCAAUGAUUAUCAGUGCCGCUGCCGCUUAGGAUACACGGGUCGUCAUUGUGAGUCCAUGGUGGAUCUGUGUCUGUCCAAGCCGUGUCAUAACACUGCCGUCUGCUCCAUGAACAUGAGUUCAGUCCAUGGCUACACCUGCUCUUGUCCUCCUGGCUUCACUGGCUUCAACUGUGGCGAACUAGAAGGUUAUAGCUGUGCCAAGCUACAAUGCCAGAAUGGCGGCAACUGCGUGGAGCCACCAGUCGGCCAGCUCUACUGCCAGUGCCAGCCAGGCUUUAGCGGGCCACACUGCGAGAACAAGCAGACGUGCUCGAUUCCCUGCCAAAACGGCGGAACCUGCAUUAACGACCCUUCCAACCCUUGCCGCUGCCCCACGCACUUCUCCGGACAAUACUGUGAGAACCAAGUGGCUGUACCACGCACACCUUCCUGCCCUUAUCUACAGUGUGAGCACCAGUCGGGGGAUAAAGUGUGUGACACUCAGUGUAACAACCACGAAUGUCAGUGGGAUGGAGGAGACUGCUCACUGAACUGGAAGAAGCCUUGGGAGAACUGCACCGCCAGCGUUCCUUGCUGGGAUUACUUUAAAAACGGACAUUGCGACAAGGAGUGCGACAACCCCGGCUGCCUCUUUGACAGCUUUGAGUGCCAGGACACCACACAGAGCACCUGCAAGUAUGACAAGUACUGCGCAGACCACUACGGCAACCUCGUCUGCGACAGGAGCUGCAACACAGAGGCCUGUGGCUGGGAUGGCCUGGACUGUGCCAGUGAUACUCCGGCCAAAGUGAUCGAUGGCACUCUUGUCAUCGUGGUUCGACUGCAACCUAAGGAGCUCAUUGAGGACAUGGGUGGUUUUUUGAGGUCCCUGGGAGCUCUGCUACACACCAACCUGAAGGUGAAGCUUGAUGAAAAUAAUGAGCCGAUGGUGUACCCCUUCUACGGGCUGGAGGAUGAACACGGGCGGCGGCUCCAAAGGAGUAGAGGCAAGCGUGAGAUGGAGAGAGAGGUUAUCGGUUCUGUGGUACACCUGCAAAUUGACAACCGGGAAUGUUCCCAAAAAUCCGAAGACUGUUUCUCCAACACCAACGAAGCUGCUUCCUUCAUCGCAGCGGCGCACAUCAAGGCUGACCUGCCUUAUCCUCUCGUGUCUGUUAACAGUGACUUGACGGUGACUCCAACCAAAUUGUUUCCCAUGUACGUGGUUGGAGUUGCGGUUGUUAUCAUUCUGCUUAUUCUGGUGUUGGGGAUGCUCGCGGCCAAGAGGAAGCAUAAACAUGGUCUGCUGUGGCUGCCCGAUGGCUUCAUGGCCAAUAAAAAUGACAAGAGAAGAGAACCUGUUGGGCAAGAUGACUUUGACAUGACAAACUUCAAGGGCCAAGAUGGAGCCAUUGACGGAUGUCAGGGUCCGAGGUGGAUGGACGAUGAGGUUCCAGCAAAGAUUCCAAGGAAUGAAGACAAGCCCUUGCUAUCUAAUUCUUCGGAUGGGGUUGAUCAAAGGGAGUGGACACUGCAACAUCGCAAGGCGGCUGACGUCAUUCUAACUCCACCACAGGCAGACGUGGAUGCAGGCUGUCUGGAUGUCAACGUCAAAGGACCUGAUGGUUUCACGCCGCUGAUGCUGGCUUCUCUGCGCAACGGCGGAGGCCCCGACUGCACGAUGCAUUUAGACAAGGAGGAUGACAGUGGAGAGGACGAACAAGGGCCGAGUGUCAUCUCCGACCUGAUCUCUCAGGGCGCUUCACUCAUGGCCCAGACUGAUCGCACGGGAGAAACGGCGCUCCACCUGGCCGCACGCUAUGCCAGGGCCGACGCUGCCAAAAGGCUGCUGGAUGCUGGUGCUGAUCCCAACGCCCAUGACAACAUGGGCAGAACCCCCCUGCACGCUGCCGUGGCGGCGGAUGCACAGGGAGUUUUUCAGAUUCUAAUUCGCAAUCGUGCAACGGAUCUAGACGCCCGAAUGAAUGAUGGCACCACUCCACUAGUGCUGGCAGCCAGGUUGGCUGUGGAGGGUAUGGUGGAAGAGUUGAUCCACUGCCAUGCUGACAUCAAUGCUGUUGAUGACCACGGCAAGUCCGCUCUUCACUGGGCCGCCGCAGUUAACAACGUGGAAGCUACACUCGUGCUCUUGAAGAAUGGAGCCAACCGUGACAUGCAAGACAAUAAGGAGGAGACCCCACUGUUUCUGGCAGCCAGAGAGGGCAGCUUUGAAGCGGCUCAGGUGCUCCUUGACCACUACUCCAACCGCGACAUCACCGAUCACCUGGAUCGGCUGCCCAGAGACACCGCCCAAGAAAGAAUGCAUCACGACAUCGUCCGCCUACUGGACCAGUACAAUUUGGUUCACAGCCCCCACAACGGGCCCAAUCACAUGGGAGGAAACUCCUCGGUGAUGUGCGGAGCCAACGGAGGCUUCAUCGGCAUGCGUCCUGGGCCGCAGGGGAAAAAGAGCCGCAGGGGCGCCGCAAAGAUGGGAGGUGUCGGUGGGGGAACCAAGGAGCCAAAAGACAUGAAGGCGAAGCGAAGAAAGAAGCCUGCAGGAGGGGAGGGCCCAGCUGCAGGUGCCGGAGCAGGAAAUAGCGGGGUGAAGGCGGCACUUCCAGAAAGCUCCGUCACCAUGUCACCUGUUGACUCCCUGGAAUCCCCGCACUCGUACACGGGCGACGUAUCUUCCGCCACAACCACCACCAACGCCAACUCGCCUCCCCUCCUGAGCAGCCCCAGCACCCGGCCCAUGUUGCCCCCUGUCAGCCACAUGCUGGGCCAGCAGCAGCAAGCCUGGGUGGGCAUGACCAAGCACAGCUACGGCGGCCACAUGUUCGGCCUCGUGCAGCACCAGAUGGGGGGUCCCCACCGCGGCAUGGCCCAGCACCACGGCCCGGGGCCCAUGCUGACCCCCAUGAACGUCACCAUGAGCAGGGAGCAGCUGCCCCCUAUUGUCACCUUCCAGAUGAUGGCGCCCGGGGGGGGACCGGCCAUGCUGAAGAAGUCGCAGCAGGGCCGCGUGCAAGUUACCCAGGCGCAGCCGCAGAACCCCAACGCGGGUCACUCCCAGCAGGGGCCGGGCCACCUCCACUGCAGCCAGGGUAUGCUGUACCAGAUGCCCGAGCAGAUGAGCAUGGCGCACGGCCUCGCCCACUCUAUGCAGCACCCCCACACUGUCACCCACGGGGCACUGGAGGGCCAGCCUCGACCGCUGCAAUCAUAUCCGCCCAUGCAGAGCCCGGUGGAUAAGUACCCCACCCCACCCUCCCAGCACAGCUUCACCCCAGCCGGCUCCGAGGGUACCACCCCUGGCCACUCUGCGCACCCUCCCAGCGAGCAUCCCUAUCUCACCCCCUCUCCAGAAUCUCCCGACCCUUGGUCGUCGUCCUCGCCGCACUCCAACUCGGACUGGUCUGACGUCACCACUAGCCCCACCCCCCUGGGUGCCGCCCACCACGCACUGCCCUCGGCCCACCACACACACAUUCCAGAGCAGGUGCAGCUGCAGGCGCAGUCGCAGCAGCAGCAGGUGCAGCAGCCCUCCCAGCAGCCUGCGCUGGGAAGUAGGCAAGUGUUUGCGUAAGCUGGAAACAGCAAGACAGUGACUUUGGAGUUCUGUGUGCUUUGACACAUAGACACGCCUUUUUUUUGUUCCCCCUCGUAUGUUAGCCUUCUCUCUUUGCACUUAAAGAAACUUGUGUAUAGUUCUUAAAAAUCUCACUGAGCUAGAAAUCAAAUGUCUAUACCAAAAAAAAACAUGGAUGCAAGCUAAAAUGUCAUCUCCUUUUGAAAUCUUAAGUUACAUUUGACUCUUACAAAUAAACUUUAUUGAGGACCUGGCAAGGACAUAAUGCACAGAGAUGGGCAUGUAUGCCUUGAUACUAUUAGUUCCUAUAUGUGCUUUCAUAUGUACUAUUUUGAAACCACUCUGUCCGACCGCUUUAAAGUUCCUUUUGAAAAAUGUUAUCGUCUUCCAUGUAUACAAAGAAAAGUUAUAGAUUAGCUAGAAAUGAAAUGUUACAUGUGCUUCUUUUAUGUUUGUGUUAACCAGUGUCUUUGUGAUAGGUAUUUACUCACCAGAAUGGUCAAAAUUUACAGAGAAAAGCUUAAUUACUUGCAUGAUGAUGCUCGGAUGUUGAUAUUUUAUUUUCUGUUACAAAAAUAAUAAUAGUCGCAAAGCUUGAUGAGGCUUUAUGUAUAAAAAAAAUAAAAUAAUUUACAGGUUUAGCGUGUUAAUACACAGACGCACAGCACAUUCUGCUCGUAAAGUCUUGAGAUUUUACCCGGCAAAAACUUUUGAAAGAGUCAGUUUCUGUUUUUUAUACAAAUAGUGUGCGCACUUCUUGAAUGAUUUUGAAUGUUACAAAAGGUGCCUGUUUUUUUACUGCCUUUUUUUAUGUGUUUUUUCUUCUUCCAAAUUUGUAUAAUCUUUGUUUUUUUGUUUUUUUGCUUAACUACAAUCAUUGUAUCUGCAUCUUUUUUUAAAAGUUGUAUUGAUACAUAAUAAGCCAAGUCUGUAGGCCAGAAUCAAAGUAUUUUGUGACUUUGUUUGACUUAAACACAAACCAACCUAAUUUUCAUUUCUCUCCGCCCCCCAAAAAUGUGCCUUAGCCAGUAAACCGUGACCUCGCUUCUAGCACACAUGCUGUCUUUAAAAACACAAUCUCCUUUGCCAUUUGACAAAAUACAUUGACUUUCUUAUUACUACACAUAAAGCUGGCAAAACUGUGUUUAUAAGCUCCGUAUGUAAAUGUUUCUAUUGUCACGUACAUACCAUAUGAAGUAGUUGUGGCCAUUGUUUUUGUAAGUUAGAACUAAAACUGUUGGAAAAGAAAAUGAUCAACCAAGUUUGUCUUCUGAAAUAAAGCUCAGAUCAUCA
Nerophis lumbriciformis (worm pipefish) is the source of this 9008-nucleotide messenger RNA. RefSeq names its product notch receptor 2 (gene notch2). Gene Ontology annotation, biological process: axon guidance; cell differentiation; regulation of developmental process. Gene Ontology annotation, cellular component: cell surface; plasma membrane; signaling receptor complex. Gene Ontology annotation, molecular function: signaling receptor activity; calcium ion binding; protein binding. Lineage: Eukaryota; Metazoa; Chordata; Actinopteri; Syngnathiformes; Syngnathidae. The record is from RefSeq and is a predicted model, not a curated record.